This is a messenger RNA of Heteronotia binoei (common prickly gecko), 4199 nucleotides long. RefSeq names its product G protein-coupled receptor 75 (gene GPR75). Bases 259 to 1902 code for a protein of 547 amino acids. Gene Ontology annotation, biological process: G protein-coupled receptor signaling pathway. The record is from RefSeq and is a predicted model, not a curated record. Gene Ontology annotation, cellular component: membrane. NCBI's taxonomy places the organism in Eukaryota, Metazoa, Chordata, Lepidosauria, Squamata, Gekkonidae. Gene Ontology annotation, molecular function: C-C chemokine receptor activity. The transcript has 2 exons.
GGGCCGAGCUGCUCCCGCGCGUCGGCAAUGACUUCAGCCUCAGCUGGCGGCCGCAGCUGGAGCCCUCCGCAGCCCAGCCAGGGGAUGCUCGCUGCCCACCACUGCGAGCCACAAGCCUCCACCGGCCGGCCAAACGCUCUUGCUGCGCUGGCCAGCGCCUGGCUCCAUCCACCAUGGAUCCCGCUUGUCCCAGACUUCUAAUGUGAGGUGUUCAGUUCCAACCACCGGCUGGGAGAGCUGAGUAUUAUUUCCUCAAGGAUGAACCUGACAGGUCGGGCUGAGGCAAAGUGGACAGACCAGCCCAACUCCUCAUCACAGCUGCCACCACGCUCCUGGAGCAGCAACGACACCUUUUCUUUCCAAGGAGAUAUCCAGGAGAUUAUUCAUACAGCCACUCUGGUCACAUGUACCUUCCUCCUGGCUGUCAUCUUCUGCUUGGGUUCCUAUGGCAAUCUCAUUGUCUUCUUGUCAUUCUUUGACCCGGCCUUCCGGAAGUUCAGGACCAACUUUGAUUUCAUGAUCCUCAAUCUGUCCUUCUGUGACCUCUUCAUCUGUGGAGUGACUGCCCCCAUGUUCACGUUUGCCCUCUUCUUGGACUCUGCAGCUGGCAUCCCUGAUGCAUUCUGCUUCACCUUUCACCUCACCAGCUCCGGUUUCAUCAUCAUGUCUCUCAAGACUGUGGCUGUCAUCGCCCUUCACCGACUACGCAUGGUCUUAGGGAAGCAACCCAACCGGACCGCUUCUUUCCCUUGCACCCUCUUGCUUACCUUGAUCUUAUGGGCCACUAGCUUCACUCUUGCCACACUAGCAACCAUGAGGACCCAUAAAUCCCGCCUGUGCCUUCCCAUCUCUAGCCUAGUCAGUGGAGAGGGAAAGAUCAUCCCUUACUUGUAUGUGAUUGAUUUCAUUUGCUGUGUGACAGUGGUUUCAGUCUCCUACAUCAUGAUUGCCCAAGCCUUGAGGAAAAAUGCUCAAGUUAGGAAAUGUCCUCCUGUCAUCACGGUGGAUGCCUCCAGGCCUCAGCCUUUCAUUGGGCCACUUGUAACAGGGUAUGCUGAUGGGGUACAGUGCACUAUGCCAGCCCUGUAUAGAAACCAGAACUACAAUAAGCUGCACCAUGUCCAGAACCAUGCAUACAUGAAGAACCUCAGCCAGCUGUCUGCACCGGCAGCCAGCAGAUUCCAGCUGGUGUCUACGGUUAACUUGUCCACAGCCAAGGACUCCAAAGCUGUAGUGACAUGCAUAGUGAUCGUCCUUUCAGUCUUAGUUUGCUGCCUCCCUUUGGGUAUCUCCUUGGUACAGGAUGUCUUGUCCAGGAACAGUGGCUUUAUCCUUUACCAGUUUGAAUUGUGUGGAUUUACCCUCAUUUUUUUCAAAUCUGGAUUAAACCCUUUUAUAUAUUCACGUAACAGUGCUGGGUUGAGGAGGAGGGUGCUUUGGUGCCUCCAGUUCUUAGCCCUGAUAUUUUUUUGCUGCAAGCAGAAAACUAGGCUCCGAGCUGUGGGCAAAGGGAGCCUAGAGGUAAACAGAAACAAGUCAUCCCAUCAUGAGACCAACUCGGCUUACAUGCUGUCUCCAAAGCCCCAGAAAAAGUUUGUGGACCAGGCUUGUGGCCCUAGUCAUUCCAAGGAAAGCGUGCUGAGUCCUAAGGCUUCCAGGGGCCACCAGCAUUAUGGAGGCCAGAGUAGUUCCACUCCCAUGAACACUCGCAUUGAACCUUAUUAUAGCAUCUAUAACAGCUGCCCUUCUCAAGAAGUGAGCACUCCAAAUAGCCUGCAGCCAGCCAACUCUCCAUUUGGCUUUGCCAAGUCUUACGUUGCCAUGCACUACCACACCACUAAUGAUCUGGUGCGGGAUUUUGACAGCACUUCUGCUAAGCAGAUUCCAAUCCCUUCUGUGUAGCUAAUGGGCUGACCAGUGUUUUACCUGUGCCACAAGUCAUGUCCAAAAUAUGAUUUAGUGCCACUCUAUUGUACAUUGCAAUACAUCCCCAUCAUGCUUUUUUUUGGGGGGGGGGAGGGUUGUCUCUAGUCUACUGAGCAGGCAGCAGCUGACAUGAGGGAGGCAGGCUGGAAUGUAGAUCUAACAGCAUAUACCAUAUCCAGGCUUCCAAGCUUUCCUGAUCCUGCCAGGCAUGUCACUUGUGGUACCCUUGCCACACAUUGGCCACCUGUGGUCUACCACUUCAUUUGGUGUCUUUUUAAUGGUUUCCUGUUACUAACCUACAAGUUUAUUAUAUUACCAAAGUAUUAUUUUUGAACUCCAGCAUACAAUAUUAAAUCUGCUUUUUUUUGCCAAUUGCAUUUUUUUUUGCCAGUGUUGCCAACUACAAAACACCAGUUUAUCCAUAAGUACUCAGUGGUUUUAGAACUGAACUGGGUAUUAGCUCACUGUUUCUGUAGUAUCUUUUUUGAAAAUGCACAGUUUGGUAUUAACAAAACAGGCUGCCUUUUUAAAUUGUAUAUAUUAUCAGUUCAAUGCAUAUCUUUUCUUAUGGGCUAGAGAGGGUGUGGACUCGUGUUGACAGUAAAGCAUAUGUGAUGGUAAAGAAACAAGCUAGAAGCACUGCCAGGACCACAGUUUGUUUAAAAAGUUGUUUUGCUACGUUUUGAAAGAAUUCCAAAUGCAGCCUGGCUAGGGAGCAGUUUUAAAACAAGAAGCUGUAUUAUUGUUGUAGGAUAAAUGUAUGAUGAUUUCAAAGGACUGUAGAUAUUAUAGGACUGUGGAUACUAAAGAACUGGAAGUAAUAUCAUCCAGUCCUUUGGAUCUUCUGUAUCAGCUUUGUAAAUAAGUCCUUCAAAGUUAAUAACUCCUCCUAGUCCAUUAGAAACCUGCUUAAAUAUGUUUUUUUUUAAAUAUAUAUAUAUUAACAACCUGAAAGACGUUACUGUUUGGGGGCUGUCUUUCACUCCGCACAGGCCACCAAGCAGGUGGUUAAUUAGAAGCCUCUUUUUUAUUUUUUCAAACACCUUGCAACACAUUUGUUCUCAUCAUCCAGUGCUCAGUGUAGUAACUAGCAAAUAAGGAAGUUGCGUCAAAUCUGAUGACCUUUAUGGUAAGGAAAAGCUUAAGGGGGAGGGGGGAAUCCUGGCAAGCAUAAGCAAAAUUUUGCAUCAUGGAGUAAAGGUGAAAUCUGUUACCCUCCAGGCAUAUAAUUUGGAAUCUGACUGAGGAAGUUUUAUUAACCAUCCUUAGCAAAUAGGGGACUUGAGGUUUAAAGUGUUUCACAUACAUUGGAUUGAAUCCUGCUGAAAACUUCCUUGACUAUUUCCAUGCUUCUGCAGCCCCAAAUGCUGCCCCUUGGGAAUGGAAGGACUCACAAGUACAGCAUGAGAAGGGAGUUGGAGGUCAUCGAAAACCCCUCUUUCCUUCAAAGACAGUAAUCUACAGAUUCCAAUUCCUAUCUUCUUGAAAUCCUUACAGCAACCCUGUAAGGUAAGCCAGUAUUAUCUCUGCAUAUUUCAGACAAGAGAUCAGGGGCUGGGAAAAAUGGUUUGCCUACAGGGCUGCAAACUUCCAGGUAUGGGAGAUCUCCUGGAAUUACAACUGAUUUCUGAGACUACAGAGCUCAGUUCCUGUGAAGAAAAUGGAUGAUGAACUUUGACAUUAUAUCCCACAGGAGUCUCUCCUUUCUCCAACCCCCACUCUUGUCAGUAGAGAUGCCAUUCUCCUGGUUAGGGUGGGGAUCCCUUAACCCAAAUUGCCACUGCCUGCUGCUGUUCCAAGCAAUUGGGUGGUGGUGGGAUGUAAUGAAAAAAACCUGGCAGCGAGGGAAACCUGUAAGUGACACCACUGCAAUACUGUUUCCUACCGUGUCCUUGCUCCCAACCCUCCUACUCCCCAGACUCUACCCCCUAAAAUCUCCAGGAAUUUCCCCAACUUGGAAUUGGCAACCUUACUUAUCUAAGGCCAUUUUGUGAAUUCCUUUCAGAAGUAAGAUUUGAAACAGUGGCUUUCUGAAUUGUGUCUUAGUGUGUUUGGCACUUAAGCCUUAAGGUCUAAGAUAUCCUUAUUAUUAAGUUCCUUCUUGGUCCCAAAUAUGGUAAUUUGGUUGCAUUAGAGAUUGUGGUGGGUCUACAAAUACAUGCUAAUAUGGAGAGACCAUUGUAUGUCAUUGUGAAAUGCCAAAACCUUAAAUACUUUGGUAUCCUUAUGUAUAUGAAUUGAGUUAUUUAAUGUGUUUUAAUAAAUUUAAAAAA